This is a messenger RNA of Parastagonospora nodorum SN15, 1424 nucleotides long. RefSeq lists its product as hypothetical. Gene Ontology annotation, molecular function: adenosine kinase activity. The record is from RefSeq and is a predicted model, not a curated record. The transcript has 3 exons. The coding region runs from base 1 to 1047 and encodes 348 amino acids. NCBI's taxonomy places the organism in Eukaryota, Fungi, Ascomycota, Dothideomycetes, Pleosporales, Phaeosphaeriaceae. Gene Ontology annotation, cellular component: cytosol; nucleus. Gene Ontology annotation, biological process: purine ribonucleoside salvage.
AUGGCUGGCAAAUACGAACUCCUGUGCCUCGAGAACCCUCUGCUGGACAUCCAGGGUCAAGGAGACCAAGCAUUGCUCGACAAGUACGGCCUCAAGGCCAACGAUGCCAUUCUUGCCGAUCCCGAGAAGCACAUGGGUCUCUAUGAGGACCUGAUCCAGAACUACAACGCCGUCCUGAUUGCCGGAGGUGCUGCACAGAACACGGCAAGAGGCGCUCAGUACAUCCUCGCUCCCAACUCGACUGUCUACAUUGGCUGCAUUGGCAAGGACAAGUACGGCGAGACCCUUGAGAAGAUCUCGAGCGACGCUGGCGUCAAGACCGAGUACCUCUACGACGAGAAGACCCCCACUGGUCGCUGCGGUGUCGUCAUUACCGGCCACAACCGCUCGCUUUGCACAGACCUGGCGGCUGCCAACAACUACAAGGUCGAGCACUUGAAGCAGGAGCACAUCUGGAAGCAGGUCGAGAACGCACAGGUCUUCUACGUCGGUGGCUUCCACUUGACUGUCUGCGUCCCAGCCAUCAAGGCGCUUGCUGAGGAGGCCGCCGCAAAGAACAAGAUUUUCAUUCUCAACCUCUCCGCGCCUUUCAUCUCCCAGUUCUUCAAGGACCCGCUCGACGAGAUCCUGCCCUACGUCGACAUCCUGAUCGGCAACGAGACCGAGGCCGCCGCAUUUGCUGAGUCGCAUAACAUCGACUCCAAGGAUGUUAAGAAGAUCGCCGAGACCAUCGCAAAGGGCCCCAAGAAGAACACCCAGCGCACAAGGACAGUCGUCAUUACGCAAGGCACCGAGCCGACCGUUGCCGUCACUGCAAAGGAUGGCGACGUCGACGUCAAGGAGGUCAAGGUACACGCUCUCGACGAGGGCAAGAUCAACGACACCAACGGCGCUGGUGACGCCUUCGCCGGUGGUUUCGUUGCCGGUAUCGUCCAGGGCAAGCCCCUCGAGACCGCCAUCGACAUGGGCCAGUGGUUGGCCAAGCUGAGCAUCCAGGAGCUGGGCCCUUCAUACCCCCAGCCCAAGCAGACCUACACUUCCAGCUAAGCGCCGCAACAUGUGAGCGCUGAUGCUCGUGUUUUCAACAAUCUACGAGAGGCAGCUCGACCGCGAAGGUCGGGGUGCGAUCCGAGCCAUUAACAGUGGUAUGCGGCAUGGCCGAGGCAUUUAAAAAGUGUUUUGGCGUAGGAGGAAAAGUGAGGGAUGUGGCCAUUCAACAGCCAUUGCAUAUAUACCCUCGCGUGCAGCAGCCUGCACGCAAGUAGAAAGCGAAAGCGAAAUGAAUUGUAUCGUAUCGCCGAGAUUUUGAAAGUUGUCUAGACAUGUUCAUGUGAAGGUUUGUGUGAAUGUUCGCUCCAUGUACAAUAGAAGCCGUAUCGCAUGCACAUGCCUGUCAUGUUCUGCGAAAAUGAUGUGCGCCCUGC